Molecule: messenger RNA, 4212 nt
Organism: Cicer arietinum (chickpea)
Lineage: Eukaryota; Viridiplantae; Streptophyta; Magnoliopsida; Fabales; Fabaceae
Product: histidine kinase 3
Biological process (GO): phosphorylation; phosphorelay signal transduction system
Cellular component (GO): nucleus
Molecular function (GO): phosphorelay sensor kinase activity
Source: RefSeq, a predicted model, not a curated record
AAAAAAAAAAAAAAGCAGCUUUUAAAACUUGAACACUCUCUUCUUGCUUGUUGUUUCUGUUGUUUGGUUUUUACAAAACCUGAGCUGAGAAACACACUGCAAAAUUUGGUUUUUGUUAACUGUGUGAUGAUAACAUCUGAUUUGGUAGCUAAAAAACGAAUCUUUAUAGGUUUGUUUUUGGCCCCUCCUUUUUUGUUCCACUUCUUGGUUAGUAGUUAGCUGGUGGCUGACAAGAUAACAAGAAGUAUCAAUUAAUGUUUUUGGAAUUAGAAACUCAAGACUUAUUCUUUGAUUCUUUUAAAGGCGUGUAAAAUUUCAUAAUAUUCUAGUGCCUGUUUUCAUUCUGAAGUUGAAGUUUUAUUUUUUUUUUAUUUGGUUGGAUAAGAUAGCAUCUUUGUCAUAAAACUUGGUCGUGUCUCAUGUUUCUUUUCUAUUCACCUUUGAAAUCUAGUUUAUUUUUCAAAGAAUUUGAAGGUGGUUUCAUUUAUUGAGCUUCUUCUAUCUCUUACAAGUUCACAACUUUUUAGUUUAGUGAAGUAGCCUUUGUUUGGAAGUUUGUGAAGAAGAUUCUGUGGAUUUGACAGUGUUACUAGUUAACUUGUGUUGGUUACUGUUCUUAAUGAGUUUGCUCCAUGUAAUUGGAUUUGGUCUUAAGGUGGGGCAUCUACUUUUAGUGCUAUGUUGCUGGAUUAUAUCUGUCAUUUACAUCAACUGGUUCAAUAGCAUGGACACCACCAAGAUGGGUUUUUUAGGAGAUGGUGGAAAGAUGUGGCUCAAAUGGUGGGAAAAGAUCUUGUGCAGCACAUGUAAAAUCCAUCAGCACUACUAUCACUGUAUUGGGUCUAAGAAAGUUAGGGGAACUUUGUGGAGGAAAUUAUUGCUGACAUGGGUUUUGGGUUGGUGCAUAGUAUCUUUGUGGAUCUUCUGUUGUAUGAGCUUACAAGCUACUGAGAAGAGGAAAGAGACUUUGGCUAGUAUGUGUGAUGAAAGAGCUAGAAUGUUACAGGACCAGUUUAAUGUUAGUAUGAAUCAUAUUCAAGCUAUGUCUAUCUUGAUCUCAACUUUUCAUCAUGCUAAGAACCCCUCUGCCAUUGAUCAGAGAACAUUUGCAAAGUAUACAGAAAGAACAGCUUUUGAGAGGCCACUUACAAGUGGUGUUGCAUAUGCUGUAAGGGCGCUUCAUUCUGAAAGGGAACAAUUUGAGAAGCAACAAGGGUGGACAAUUAAGAGAAUGGAUACUUUGGAGCAGAAUCCGGUUCACGAAGACGACUAUGUACCUGAUGCAUUGGAACCAUCACCUAUCCAUGAGGAAUAUGCUCCUGUCAUCUUUGCACAGGAUACAAUUUCACAUGUUAUAUCUAUUGAUGUUCUUUCUGGAAAGGAAGACCGUGAAAAUGUGUUGCGUGCAAGAGAAUCUGGUAAAGGAGUUUUAACUGCCCCUUUCAGGCUGUUGAAGACAAACCGUUUAGGGGUUAUCCUCACAUUUGCUGUCUACAAGACAGAUCUUCCAUCAAAUGCUACCCCAAAUGAAAGGAUUGAAGCUACUGAUGGGUAUCUUGGUGGGGUGUUUGAAAUAGAGUCAUUAGUGGAGAAAUUGCUUCAGCAGCUUGCUAGCAAGCAAACUGUGAUUGUUAAUGUGUAUGACACAACUAAUCAUACCCACCCAAUUCCCAUGUAUGGUUCAAAUGAAUCUGGUGAUGUGUUCUAUCAUGUCAGCCAUCUUAACUUUGGAGAUCCUUUCAGGAAGCAUGAGAUGCACUGCAGGUUCAAACAGAAACCACCAUGGCCAUGGUUGGCGAUAACUACAUCAAUUGGCAUCCUUAUUAUUGCACUCCUUGUUGGACAUAUAUUUCAUGCAACUGUAAAUCGAAUUGCCAAAGUAGAGGAGGAUUGUCGCAAGAUGACGGAGCUUAAAAAACUAGCUGAGGAAGCUGAUGUUGCUAAAUCCCAGUUCCUUGCUACUGUUUCGCACGAGAUCAGAACUCCAAUGAAUGGUGUUUUAGGGAUGAUGAAUAUGCUCAUGGACACUGAUCUAGAUGUAACCCAACAGGAAUAUGUCAGAACUGCACAAGGCAGUGGAAAAGCUCUGGUGUCAAUUAUAAAUGAAGUUUUGGACCAGGCAAAAAUUAAAUCUGGUAAGUUAAAGCUCGAGGCUGUGCUGUUCGAUAUACGUGCAAUUAUGGAUGAUGUAUUGUCACUUUUUUCUGAGAAAUCUCAAGGAAAAGGAGUAGAGUUGGCAGUUUAUGUUUCGGAUCAGGUCCCUGAACAACUUAUAGGCGACCCAGGACGGUUUCGACAAAUAAUUACAAAUCUCAUGGGUAACUCAAUUAAGUUCACAGACAAAGGACACAUCUUUGUAACUAUCCAUCUUGUUGAGGAGGUUUUUCAUUCAAUAGAAGUCGAGAGAGAAUCCACUUCAAAAGAUAUAGAAGGUACAUUAAGUGGUUUACCAGUUGCUGAUGGUCGCCGCAGCUGGGAAGGAUUCCGAGCUUUCAGUAACGAGGGACUUCUCGGCUCUUUCUCAUCCUCCUCCAAUGAUCUCGUCAAUUUGAUUGUAUCGGUCGAAGAUACAGGCGAAGGUAUUCCUCUAGAGGCUCAGUCGAUGAUAUUCAUUCCAUUCAUGCAGGUAGGCUCAUCUAUGUCGAAAAAACACGGUGGAACUGGAAUUGGUCUAAGCAUUAGCAAGUGUUUGGUUGGCCUCAUGAAUGGAGAAAUUGGAUUUGUCAGUGAACCGAAGAUCGGAAGCACUUUCACAUUUACAGCUAUGUUCACCAAUGCAUGUCCUCAUUCAAAUGAGUUUAAAACUCAGCAAAUCAACAACCAACCUCACCCUGCAUUUUCAGAUUUUCAUGGAAUGGCUGCACUAGUUAUCGACCCGCGGGCCGUUCGAGCUGAAGUGUCGAGGUAUCACAUCCAACGGCUUGGCAUUCGUGUUGAAAUAGUUUCGGAUUUGAAGCGAGGUUUGUCCUUCAUAUCCAAUAAGAAUGUAGUUAUCAAUAUGAUCCUUAUUGAACAAGAGGUUUGGGAAAAAGACUCAAGCAUUUCAUCAAACUUUGUGAAUAACAUUAGGAAAAUUGAAGUUGAUAAUGUGGUUCCUCCAAAGCUAUUCAUUCUUGUUAAUUCUAGUAGUUCUUUAAGAUCAAGUUCUGUGACAUCAAGUGUUCAUAAUCCAACCAUCACGAAACCUUUGAGAGCAAGUAUGCUAGCUGCUUCAUUACAAAGAGCUAUGGGUGUUGGGAACAAGGGAAAUCCUCGAAACGGAGAACACCAGGGUUUGUCGCUCCACCAUCUUCUUUCUGGGAGAAAGAUUCUUAUUGUUGAUGACAAUAGCGUGAACCGCACGGUAGCGGCUGGUGCUUUGAAAAAGUAUGGAGCUGAAGUGGUUUGUGUAAGCAGUGGAAAAGAUGCCAUCUCUAUGCUGAAGCAACCUCAUCAGUUUGAUGCUUGUUUCAUGGAUGUUCAAAUGCCUGAAAUGGAUGGGUUUGAAGCUACAAGCCGAAUUAGAGAGAUUGAAAGGAGUGUGAACAAUUCAAAGUUUCAUCUACCAAUUUUGGCUAUGACCGCAGACGUGAUCCAAGCUACACAUGAAGAAUGCUUAAAGCGUGGAAUGGAUGGAUAUGUUUCAAAACCAUUUGAAGCUGAACAACUUUAUAGAGAGGUUUCAAAGUUUUUCCAAUCUUCUUGAGAAAGAAAAAUACAAUGCUGUUCUAAACCACAAACAGUGGAAGCACCAGCACCAGCACCUACUCGUUAGGUCAUAGAUGUGAAUAUAUAGGGAAUGUACAUUGGAGCAAAGUUUGAUUGGUUGGAAGUUGAAAUUGAGUUUUGAAUGGUUGUUAGUUAGGGUAUCAAAAGUCUCAUUGAUUCUUAUACGCAAAUUCACUCUAAGUACCAAUUGGAAAUGAUUGAGGAGGAAUUUGAAGACCCUCUUCCUUCCGCAUGUAAUAUUAUUACUACUACUCACAUUACUCCAAUAACCUUUUACUCAUGUGUAUUCAUAUUAAUGUAUGUAAGUAUGUGUAUAAGAGAUUGAUUGAAUUGAGUCCAUAGAGAGAAAGGAAAUUAGGUUGUUGGUGACAUAGGUGCCAAAGUUUCAUCAAUAGUCCAUGUAAAUGUGAAUUACAAUAAUCAAGGGAGUUUCAUCAUUUGCCAUUCACGCGCUGUAAAAUUAUAUUUAUUUGAGUGAUCCACCAUUUUUUUGCCCGAUUUGUA